This is a messenger RNA of Asterias rubens (European starfish), 1260 nucleotides long. Its product is annotated as D(2) dopamine receptor-like. The coding region runs from base 1 to 1260 and encodes 419 amino acids. Gene Ontology annotation, molecular function: G protein-coupled peptide receptor activity. Lineage: Eukaryota; Metazoa; Echinodermata; Asteroidea; Forcipulatida; Asteriidae. Gene Ontology annotation, cellular component: membrane. Gene Ontology annotation, biological process: neuropeptide signaling pathway. The record is from RefSeq and is a predicted model, not a curated record. The transcript has a single exon.
AUGGAACAGUUCAUCUCUGAUAAUUCCAUGGAUGGCUCAGAUGACGAUUCUUUGGAAAGUCACCCUAAAGGUACACGAGAGGUAUUUCUUUUGGUUUCUCAUUCAAUCAUUCUGUUUAUCGGCCUGCCAGGAAACUGCCUCAUCCUUCGUGUGUACUGGACUAAAACCUCAAAGACCAGCACCAAUGUACUGAUUAUGGUCCUUGCCUUGGCUGAUGCCACCGUGUGUCUGUUAAGGAUCGUAGAUAUCAUAGAAGUUGUAUUUGCUGUUGAGAUACCAUGGGGCAUUGAGAUACUAGAGUCCGUUGGUAUCUCGUCUUCAGUGAUGAUUACUGCAGCCAUUGCAGCAGAUAGAUACGACUGCAUUUGCCGACCACGCAACCGGUUUUUCACUACAAAAAGGAGUAAACUAACAGCCUUGUCAAUACUCCUGACGUCUUUGAUCAUCAAUAUCCCAAAUGUCAUCAACGGAUUCAAUGAUAUGAAAUAUGAAGUUGUGGACACCAUAAGCUUAGUGAUUUUAUUUGCUAGUUUUGUUGCAGCAUUUGGUAUGAUCACUCUGUGCUACACCAAAGUUUACAUAACCAUCCGCCAACAUGUCAAAGUCAACGUAGCUUCACCUCAAUCUACAAAUAAUGGUUUACGUCCAAAAGAAACUAGGACUGAAACUUGUCAACAUCUUGAAGGCACAGACAUGUCAGUGGUCGACUUGGGCAAUUCCAGUGUCAUCAAUUCAUUGAGUGUGUCCCAUGCUGCCAAAACUAACACUUCUCCCAUCUCAUAUAUAGACAUGGACCACGCCUCUACCGCUGCAGCAACCAAAGCCCCGCCCAAACACCAAGAAACAAACCCAGAACCGUCCACCCAAGAAUCUGGAUUACCCUCACAUCAAGGAACUGGAGAAAACAAACAAGUAUGGGCAAUUACCAGCGAUGCUAGAGUUCGUAAAGGUCGCGUUCCCAAUGUCAGAUCAACAAGUCUGCAACGAAAGACAACAAACAUGCUGUUUGUCACCAGUCUUGUGUUCCUACUAACGUGGAUACCCAACUGGAUCAACAUUGGUUUAUCCUUCGCUGCUGAAGGAGGUAUCAACCCACUUUUUGCCGAUACCUGGGAUGCUUUGAGUUCCAUUCUUUAUUAUGUCAACAAUGCAAUCAACCCAGUGAUCUACGGGUUAUCAAACAGGAGGUUCAGGAAGGACUGUAAGGAGACUUUAAGAAAGAUGAAAGUAUGUGGCUGUCGCAGAGGUGGGCGGCAGUAG